This is a messenger RNA of Echinococcus granulosus, 351 nucleotides long. RefSeq lists its product as hypothetical. The transcript has 3 exons. Lineage: Eukaryota; Metazoa; Platyhelminthes; Cestoda; Cyclophyllidea; Taeniidae. The record is from RefSeq and is a predicted model, not a curated record. The coding region runs from base 1 to 351 and encodes 116 amino acids.
AUGCAAACCUUAAAUUUUCUCACAUUUGUUGGUAAAUGUAUCGGCAUCAGAGCUGACUCGAACACAUCUGCAGAAAACGAAAUUGAGCAAGGUGGCAUGCGGUUCAAGUCGAUAGAGGUAUUGGCAGAUGACAAAGAGUUUCCACUCAACAUUAGAAAUGGCACGUGCUAUCGUGGUAAUCAAGAGUGGGGUUCCCCACGUCAAAUAGAUGGAGGCAAUAUGUCAAAUGAUACAGGAUCUGAUCUGAGAGCAUUUGUCCUGAACAUUAUUCGAAAUGACACUGUUAAUUAUACCACAAUUGAGUGGUCUGCAGGGAAUACAAGUUUGGCAAUAAAUAUUGGCUACACGUAA